CAUAUGUUAUUUUCCUGUUGACGUCAACAAGGGAACAAAUAAACCCAGACCUAUAUCACCAGUGGUGUAAAAGUCUCGACUGGCAAGUUCAGUUUGUUUAUAGGGUGUCCGUGCCAUCCACAGCAUCAAGUCUUGUCCGGAAACACUUGUAGUUCGCCAUGGUUCUGCAUUUAAUGGUGGCUCUGGUAUUGUCGGCCUUCCUCUCCCAGACAGAGUGCCAGUCAUCAUCAGGUGCGCAGCUCGAGUUUGACACUCUAGAAAACACAGACACGACGCUCGCCGUGACGAAGAACUCCCGAGUCGUCUUGACCUUUUAUAUCAACACAGACAAGUGCAACAAAAGUUCCAGUAGUAAUAGCUUCGUCAUCCAAUUGUCCAAAGUGCAGUCUGCUGCAAACACGACCGAGAAUUUGCUGGUGUGUGACAUCCUGCUGCAGCAGCAGAAUUGCACCGUGCGUUACGGAGCGUCGUUCUGUCGCUGCAGGAGUCACAUCAAAGGCAUCGUCCAGUUCAGCCAACCGUUCAACGACUCCCAUGACAGCGAGCACGUGUGGAGCUGGACAGAACAGGGGAAAUUGCAGGAGAGAAAAGUCAGGUUCCAUAUCGUAUUCGGCGAGCAGAGCGGCGUGAGUUUCCUCAUGCUGGCAGUGGGCAUGGUCGUCACCUUCGUCGCUAGCGUCGUCUUCACUUCCGUAAUUGCUGUGUGCAUCGUGAAAUAUCGCAAGGGUUACCAAAAGUACGAGCCGCUAAUGAAAGACCAAAUCAAUUACCCUGGGUACGAUGCGAUCGUCUGCCCUGGCGAUGGUGGGUCAGGAGUAGAAUAUAACGACUAUGAGGAGGUUGAGUCAGCUUUUCUGGUGAUCGGGACAAACAAUGUCUGCGAUGACAGAAAUCCGUACCUCCCACGUCGAUAAGGAUGUGCUUUUGGGUGUGAAUGUGAAUUUUUCGUCCAGUAAAACAACUUUAAGCAGCAUUGUCUGAGCUUCUGCUGAUCUACCCCAAUGUGCUGACAAGCCAGAUUUUCUACCUCCUUCUUUACCUUCAGAAGCACCACUUCUAGAACACUCAUAGGCAUCCAUUUAUGAGUAAAGGAAAGAAGACCGAAUGAAAAAAUGAACUUUUUGAUCAGACCAAUUCAUGGAGUGGUUUAUCAAACAUAUUCAAAUUCCAUAAAUGCUGUCUCUUUUUAUAUGUAAAAUUGAAUGAUUUAAAAAAAAUGUAAAUAUGACCCAAUUCACAAAUUAAAAAAAAAAAA
This is a messenger RNA of Pomacea canaliculata, 1255 nucleotides long. RefSeq lists its product as uncharacterized. Bases 159 to 914 code for a protein of 251 amino acids. The record is from RefSeq and is a predicted model, not a curated record. The transcript is spliced from 5 exons. Lineage: Eukaryota; Metazoa; Mollusca; Gastropoda; Architaenioglossa; Ampullariidae.